This is a messenger RNA of Lathyrus sativus (Indian pea), 246 nucleotides long. NCBI's taxonomy places the organism in Eukaryota, Viridiplantae, Streptophyta, Magnoliopsida, Fabales, Fabaceae. The record is from the annotation of a GenBank genome assembly.
AUGCAGGUAAUGACAAACGGGAUAUACAAAGCACCAGAGCAUCGAGCCGUCGUGAAUAAGGAGAAAGAAAGAUUGUCAAUAGUGACAUUCUGCUAUCCAAAUCCUUCUAUAGAUAUUGGACCUGUUGAAAAGUUAACUGAUGAAGGUAACCAACAAGUAUACAAGAACAUGACAAAUGCAGAAUACUUCAACAGGUUUUUCGAUAGGAAGCUCUAUGAAUCCUUUAUUGAUAGUCUGAGAUUGUGA